Molecule: messenger RNA, 841 nt
Organism: Saccoglossus kowalevskii
Lineage: Eukaryota; Metazoa; Hemichordata; Enteropneusta; Harrimaniidae
Source: RefSeq, a predicted model, not a curated record
GUGAUGCUCUACUGUUGCAUUUAAGGCCCGGUCUUUGAUUUAUUACCCGAAAUUGUCGACCAGGGUCGUUAUCGCAGGUUUAUUUUAAACGCACUGGUCGACUCGAUUUGUGUUAUGCCACGAUUGAAGUGAAUCAGCGGCUACGUCACUGAGCAACUUACGACUAGUAUAUACUAAUACUACAAUGCAUCUGGGCUUUCUCGCUGUGUUUGUGGUCCUCACGCACUCCGCAUGCGACGACGUCACUAAUAAGAGGAACUCUAAUCCUGGGAAUCCUUCACCGCUACCCGGAGAGUAUAAGUACACGGCAACAAUCGGAAAAUUGCUAAUUCUGAAAUUACGCUCUUCGGAAUCAUGCUUUGAGAAAGUCGAAGAUAUUGCCAGUCUACUGGAGCAAAUGAUUGAAGAACACAACAAUUUAGAAUUUAGACUAGCGACAUUAGAGGAAGAAUGGGACGUCCUAGUUGACACGAAGACACGUGAUAACCACGUGGUUCCAGUUGGAACGCAAUACGCCACCAAAGACGACCUACGGGAUCUAAUCCAGCACGUUGAAGGUAAAGCCAUGAAACGCUGGUUUGGGGAAGAUAUGUAUGACUCUCUUCGCCGCAUUGCCGAUUAUGUCGACGACAUCGUAGAUUUCUUUGCAAAUACUUACAACAAAGUGAAGGACUUUAUCGCUGAUUUGUACUACCGGGUAUACAACUGUUUUAGCAAUCUGGAGAAUUGUUUUCGACCAGUCUUAGAAUACAUGGUGUAUCCAGCUCUUGAAGCUAUGAAAGACAGUUUCUUCAUGAUGUUGAACAUUGGACCAGGGAUUGGAGCAACUCCCAGUAUCUGA